AUGUCUGCCACAGAGCGUGUGCCCGGCGUUGCCACCAUGGACGGUCGCUCCCAAAAGUCAAAGUCGAAAUCUCGAACUGGUUGCAUUACUUGUAAGUUCAAGCGUUUGAAAUGUGAUGAACAGAAACCAUUUUGCAACAACUGCACGAAGAAGAAUAUAAAAUGUGGGGGGUACGCUACGAGGUUCAAGUGGAGAUCUUGCAAUGACAACAUCGAGCCUCUCCAAUAUCAGCCAAGUUCUCACACUCCAGCUUCUCAUUCUCAAUCACAGUAUGCAUUAACUCCACGUUCAGAUGGAACGAAAAACACCCCAUCAUCCACGACCUCUAUGUCAGUGCUCCUGGAGCCACUUCGAAGGAAUGUGCUGGUCAAAACAGAACCUACUGACAGUCAAAGUUUGCUGUUGAAACAGCACUUGGAGUUGGCGUCGCUCUCGGUGGUUGGUAAAUCUACGAGGGACAUCAAGUUUGAGAAUGAGUUGCUUGCGAAGGGAAUCAACCCCGAUACAUACGAUGGGUCCCCAAAUGAAUCAAAACGCAUGCGUCGCAGUUACAGCUACAACGAUAGUCCUGCCAUGACGGCCACUCCAUUCCACAGAUCAAACAGCACUAGUUCACAUAAUAUCCUGGAUAUUCAGUCUUUCCGUGACGAGUUUCGCAAAUCUAAUGGCUUGGAAUCUUUGGCAGAGGCUGCUGUGGAUGAAAUGAAAACCAGGUCACCAAUGGCAGAAACAAUAGGUUUUGAACUGGAUAACAUUUCGUUGUCGCAUUUCCACCAGGAUAAGUCUCCUAAACCUUCGAACUUGGCUCCCACACCUAAAGAGUUUUCGGUUCCUACGCCCAAAGAAUGGCUGCUUACCGGGCAUUUGCCAAACAGCAGUGAGAUCCCUACCCCGCAAGGUAAGGACACAAUGUCUGAUCUCAACUUGACUCCAUCUUUGACUGCUCUUAUCAACUAUGUUUUCACCAAUGAUGACCUUCAAAAGGGCACAAUGGAUCCUAGUGUGAUCAAAUUAGGUGGCAUCGGGGAAGUUCCCCUCAGUCCGUUGGAUUUGAGUAUCGGCAAUGGAAGCACUUUGGACUUGUCUAACAAUCAUGCACUUCUGCUAAGACGAGAAAGCUUAGGCAACCAUUCAGCAAGUGCCUUGGUGUCCAAACAUAGUCCUUACACAACGCCUAACCAACUCUUGUUUGACGUUGGUGAUCAGCUUUCCCAGUACGAGCCCCUGUCUCCAUCUAUUGCAACUAGUUCUUCGCUACAGAGCCUCUUGAGGUCGUCCGAAUAUGAGCAGAUUUUAUUUUUGUUCUCCACCUAUACAUGUGGAAUAAUGUCUAUCAAAGCAGGCAUGACAGAGAACCCGUGGAGAAAUGUUAUACUCCCUUUAGCAACCAACUAUUCAUAUUUAUUUAACUCCAUUGCAUCCAUGACGUUGUUCCAUCUUGCUGGAAACGCUAAGUUGGGUGACAAGAGUGCUGGAUUGCGUUCAAAGGGAUAUUUCUAUAUGAAGAAGUGCAUUCUUGAACUUGCCAGCGGUUUGACCAAAAUGGAUAACAAUAUAGUCUGUGAAAAUCAGCUUCCAGCUGAUAUAGCUUUGGCUACCUGCCUCAAUUUGGCCGUAAGUGAGUCUUGGGACACCCACACCUCGAGUGGUAUCGCUCACUUGAAAGGAGCAAAGAGUAUGAUUCAAAAGGUCUUAACUCUAAUUAAGCAGCAUAUGGGCUCAUUCUCUGGAAAGAACAAAAUUAAGGAAGUUUCAAGGGAAGACAUGAAGAAGAAAUUGGUACUUGUAUCUAAUGAAGAUUGGAACCGAAUUGAGGAAGUUGCUAAGGAGAACGGUAACACCAAUUCUGUUUUUGUUCCCAGGAACUUGCAGUUGCUCUUCAACGCAUGGAUCUAUUUUGAGGUGUUAUCUCAAAUGACGUCUUACUCUUGUCAUGAUGACAAGGGUAUUGAUUUGGUUGCUACAAUUACCAGAAUUAUUCACCAAACUCAAAAAAAGCGAGACGAAGAUAGUACCAAAGGUUCAAAGCACUCUGAUCAGAGCGAUUCUCCCAACUCCGAGUCGCAGGAACUGGUGGCCAGCACAAGUCAGCCAUUUGGGUUCUUGGAGAACUUUGAUACCAUGAUCUCCAACAAUGAUUACGUUGACCCAUUAUUGGGAUGUGCUCAGUCACUCUUUCUGAUCAUGGGACGGGUUGCCAAUUUAAUUGCGAAGGUUUGCCGUGAUCGCAAGGAUAAAAAAGUUACCAGAACCAGUUUGAGUAACAUUUCUACUGCUUCUGAAUUGAGAAAGCAAUUAUUGGAUUGGAAGCCCACCAUUACUGCUCAAAUGGAUAUUAGUGCCGAUGGAACCAGAGACUCUACAUGGGAUACAUACUCCUGUGUGUCUACGGCCGAAGCGUAUAGGUUUGCUACAUUGCUUUAUUUGCACCAGGCCGUGCCGGAGCUUCCUUUCCUUAGUUCUCACCAGUUGGCAGAGAAAAUUUUCGUGUUGUUGGCGUCCAUUCCGUCCGAUUCCAAUGUCCACAUCAUCCACAUCUUCCCUCUUCUCGUCAGCUCAUGCGAAGCCGAGCCUGGAGAAGAAAGAGAAUGGUGUGAGCAGCGCUGGGCGCUACUUACUGAGCGGAUCUGGAUUGGAAACAUCGAUCGAGCUUUGGAGGUGGUGAAGGAGGUAUGGAGACGGAAAGACGAGCACACGCGGAAAGUGAGAAGAGACAUGGAUGAUUCAACGUUUGCCAAACAGAUGAAUCUUGAUCUGGCUUCCAAUGCACAAUCACAUGGCAUGAACAAUGAUGGCAUCGACGACCAGAACGGUAUAGGCAGCAGAUUGCACUGGAGUUCAGUGAUGAGAGAAUGGGGCUGGGAGGUGUUGCUUGCCUAG
Messenger RNA from Sungouiella intermedia, 2880 nucleotides. The record is from the annotation of a GenBank genome assembly. NCBI's taxonomy places the organism in Eukaryota, Fungi, Ascomycota, Pichiomycetes, Serinales, Metschnikowiaceae.